AUGGAGUACAAGGAUGACUCAAUCAUUGACGAAGGUGGUUCCACCGGAUCACGAUGUGGGGGAGUAUUUUCCUUCGAAGGACUUAAUACACAAGGCCUUUUGGGAGUUCACUGGCUUCGGAAUCAUGAGAACUCCGAAGUGAAGCGAGUUGGGGCUAAAGCAAUCCCAGGAUGGGUGACCCACUGGAAAGUUGCUCGUGAGUUCCCAGAAACAAACAAAUGA
Prunus armeniaca (apricot) is the source of this 222-nucleotide messenger RNA. The record is from the annotation of a GenBank genome assembly. NCBI's taxonomy places the organism in Eukaryota, Viridiplantae, Streptophyta, Magnoliopsida, Rosales, Rosaceae.